This is a messenger RNA of Mycotypha africana, 750 nucleotides long. RefSeq lists its product as uncharacterized. Bases 1 to 750 code for a protein of 249 amino acids. Lineage: Eukaryota; Fungi; Mucoromycota; Mucoromycetes; Mucorales; Mycotyphaceae. Gene Ontology annotation, molecular function: structural constituent of ribosome. The record is from RefSeq and is a predicted model, not a curated record. The transcript has 2 exons. Gene Ontology annotation, biological process: translation. Gene Ontology annotation, cellular component: ribosome.
AUGUUGAACAACUUGUGUCAUUUUUAUAGAGGGCGUACAGCUGGUAGAGUAAUCGAAAAUGCGCUUCAUAAUACACGGAUUUCAUUUGCCAAAAAACACCCUUUGCAAAUCAAAAAAGAAAACCUAGCCAAAAAGGUUGAGCGAUUAGCUGAAUUGGAGCGGUCCAGGCCUUCCUAUAUCAUAUCGAAGCCCACGCCCUUUUUUAACAGCUUACAUACACCAGAGAGUGCUUAUAACAGUAAUAUUACUGAAAAAAAUGAUAACAACAAGGGCCAUGAUUAUCAACAUUUUCUGACGAAUGACGAUGAACAAUUGCUCUUUAAAGACGCACCACGCCAAUACAUCAACGAGAACCAUUUAAGUGCAGUGGAGGGUAUGGAGCAAGCCCUUGUUCAAGAGGAGAGUAAAGUGAACAUGGUUAAGCGCAUGGUUGCACUUCAAAACGGAAAUGCCAAGGCUGUACAGUUAUGGAAUAUUCACAGAGCCAUAGAUUGGUUCAAGCGUAAAGAAGGUGAUACGGGAAGUCCUGAAGUGCAAGCAGCAAUUUUAACAGUGCGUAUCCAUAAUUUAAACAGCCAUUUACAACAGCAUAAAAAGGACAAACACAACUACCGACAAUUAAGACAUAUGGUACAUCAAAGAGCAAGAAUUCUGAAGUAUUUGAAAAGGAAGGAUGCAGACCGAUAUUACAAAUGUUUAGAAGAACUAGGCUUGGAAACAAGGGCUGUGGAGGGCGAAAUUACUAUUUGA